This is a messenger RNA of Didymosphaeria variabile, 579 nucleotides long. RefSeq names its product phospholipase C type enzyme. The record is from RefSeq and is a predicted model, not a curated record. The transcript has 2 exons. Bases 1 to 579 code for a protein of 192 amino acids. Lineage: Eukaryota; Fungi; Ascomycota; Dothideomycetes; Pleosporales; Didymosphaeriaceae.
AUGGCCACCACUUCCUUCCGCGAACUCCUUGGCAUACCGCCCAGCACCGCCUCCACCUCCGACUCCGCGCUGCUCAUCAUCGACGCGCAGAAUGAAUAUGCCAGCGGCGCACUGACUGUGACCAAUGCAGAAGCUAGUGGGAAGGUCAUCGCGGACUUGCUUGAGAAGUACCGCAAGGCGGGAGGCAAGGUGAUCCAUGUGCUACACAAGACGCCUGAAGGGGCGCCCAUCUUCACGCCUGGCACGGAAUUGGCGGAAGAAUUCAAGGCCUUGAAAGCAAAGGACGGUGAGACAACAAUCUGGAAGCAGUUCCCCGGAUCUUUUGAGCAGACGAACUUGCACGAGACCCUGCAGGGAUGGGGCGUCAAGAAGGUUGUUCUGACGGGCUACAUGGCACAUGUCUGUGUGUCAACCACUGCGCGUGAAGCUUACCAGAGUGGAUACGAUGUCGUUCUCGUCGAAGAUGGCAUUGGGGACCGCGAUAUCCCGGGUGUGAAGGGCGAUGAGGUAACGAGGGUUGCGCUUGCGGAGCUGGCAGAUGUUUUUGGCACCGUAGUGAAGAGCGCGGAUAUCAAAUAA